UGGACAAUUGUAAAUUUUACAUUAUCAGAAGUUUUAAUUUUUAUUUUAUUUAAGUGAUGGCCUAUGAACGCAGUUCAUUGCGCUAUGCGCAUACAAAUGGAUUCACAAGUCUUACAUUUACGGAGAACGAUGAAUCCAUAAUUACGUGUGGCUCUGACGGCGAUAUACGCGUGUGGCGAGGCAUUGACGACGAUGAUCCCAGUUCCACUUGCCUAGGUGAAUUUGUUAUAUGUAUCGCACAUUGCGGCAAACGCCUACUGGCAUCCACUGACCGAAAUACUGUGCAAGCGUACACAUAUCCAGAGUUGGACAGUGAUGGCACAUUAAUGCGUUUUACUGCGCCAGCCACUUGCCUUCGCGUGCACGAGAAAUACGUUGCCGCUGGUUCAGACGACACAAAUAUAAAGGUGUUGAAAAGUGAUGAUUGCAAAAGUGAAUUUCAUUUACAAGGACAUAGUGGACCUGUCCUCGGUCUAGAUAUUUGUAAUAAAGGUGAAUUGCUAGCUUCCAUAUCUGGUGAUGGCAACUUGAAAAUCUGGAACCUGGGUCAGAGUGGCACAGAAGUGAAAAGUAUUUCGGGGUUACCUAAAGUGAAUAGUUUUGAGAACGCAGUGCAUUUUGGAACACCUUGUUUUGAGCCACAAAGCAGUAAGUCGUUGGCAUAUGUGCUUGGUAAAGAGAUAAUAGUGUUGAACACAGACACCUGGGAAGUGAAAUUUACGCUUUCUGACGAACGAAACAAAGGAGAAUACACAUGUUGCCGCUUCUCAAAAGAUGGUCAAUUUCUCGCCGCAGGAACCACGAAAGGUGAAAUAAGUGUGUUUGAUUUUUUACGAAAGCAGUCUAUUAAAACCGAAGCACCGUCAAGCGAAUGUCAAUCUAUUACCAGUAUAAGCUGGAAUACUGCAGGUACCGAAUUAGCCUAUUGUGAUGUGACUGGUCAGUUAGGAACGCUAUUUCGUACAAAAGGGGGCAACGCUGCAGUAUUCGCUGAUGGCGAAGCGGAGGAAGUUGACUUCGGUGAUAUUGAGUUCAACAAUGAUGAUAAUGAUGAUUUGGUGAGUGCCAAUGGUCUGGAUGUAAAUAAUGAAAAUGGUGACGAUGAUGAUGAUGAUGGUAUCUCAAUUGAACGUCUUAAGAAUCAAGUCAUGCGGAAAGCUGGGGGAUUUGCGGAUGAUCUGGAUGAAAAUACGCACGAUUCCUUGCCUAAAUCAAUACAUAGCGAUAUUGAACCGCAACCACUAGUGAAGUCUUUUAAACAACAACCUGCAUUUCAACCAGGUGCAACACCAACUCAUCUGGAGCAUCGUUAUCUAGUUUGGAAUGAUGUUGGUAUUGUAACAGCACAUACAGAGGGCAAUGACGGUUCUCUUGAUGUAGAAUUUCACGAUGCCAGUGUACAUCACUCCUUGCACAUCCCAAACUAUAGCAACCACAACAUAGCUAGUUUGAGCACGAGCGUAUUGGCAUUGUCUGCGGAAAAUUCAACCAAAUUAGUGUGUAUUGCGCUGGCAGCUUCCGGCAAUAAGGAAUGGUCGGUAACAUUUCCUGAUUGUGAAAGUACCGAAGCUUUAGUGGCAACCAACAAAUUGGUGGGCGUUGUCACUAGCAUGCAAUUUUUGCGUCUGUUCACCGUCAUGGGGACUCAACGUGAAAUAAUAUCUAUUCCAGGACCAGUAUUAGCAUUGGCUGGUCAUGAGGAUCGUAUAAUGGUAGUUUACCACAGUGCUCCACCCGGUACACUUCAGCAGCACUUAUCCGCAAUGCUAAUACAAACAUCUGGCAUGCAGCUACGCACUCAACACAUCCCAGUGCCCUUAACACCCGAACGUCGUCUGACAUGGCUUGGUUUUUCAGAUUGUGGUUCACCUGUAUUUUCUGAUUCCAUGGGUUUAUUGCAAUUGUAUAGCCUGAAGAGUCAAUGUUGGUAUCCAAUCUGUGAUACUUUAAAACAAAGUCAAAGCGUUUCGAACAAUUACUUUAUUAUUGCUGUAUCAGAACGUAGUCAAAUUAUUCAAGCGGUAUUAUGUCGAGGCAGCUCAUAUCCGAUGACUAAUCCGCGACCAAUGACACAGGAGUUGACACUACAGUUACCCAUUUGUGACAUUGAAGUGGAGAAGUCAGAGUUGGAGGAUGCUUUAGUGCGUGCUUCAAUUAUGAAUAUGGACAAUGCUGAUAAGGUAAUUAAGGAAACAGCAAUCAAACUUUUCGCAUUAGCAUGUCGCAGUGAAGUGGAGAUGCGCGCCAAAGAACUCAUUGAAACUAUUGCUUGCCCCGAACUCUUGCUCUUAGCAGUGAAAUAUGCCACAAAGUUGGGACGUAUACAUCUUUCAGAUCGUUUAUCGGAACUGAUGCCCCAACUUGAAGAACAAAAUCAACGUGAACGUCAAGAGUUACACGAAUUUGAGCAAUACAACAAUGUGACGCUAUCGUCAGUUAUGCGUUCGCAAAGCCCCAGCUUUAACAACAGUGUUUCAUUUGGUAACCGAAUAGCACCAAAGGCAAUGGAAUUGACACACGCGCGACGUGCAUCACUUAAACGUUUUGCUAUGUCCAAUUCUCCAAUUUCUUUCGGAAAAAAAUCGGCAAUUUUAAGUGCAACGGAACGCAAUUCGUCGCCAACGUCUACCCCAUCCAACAUAGAAGCAAUUGAAUCACAAGAAAACAUUCCUGAUAAAGAUGGUGAGCAGUUGGACACCGCCAAUAAUGACACAAAGGAUGUUGCGCGUACACCGCUUAAUGCGGUAAAUCCGUUUGCAGCUAAACGCAAACAUUCAGAAAUUGAUUCGUCCAAUAAAGGUGGAGUCUUAAUCAAUGGUGGCAAGCUAAAGAUAGUGAAAAAAUAGUAAGCAUAACUAUUGGGAACAAUAAGUUUGUAUGUUAGUGUAGUUCUGUGUUUUAUGUGUUUAAAUAUAAUGACUUUGUAAUCAUACC
Molecule: messenger RNA, 2934 nt
Organism: Bactrocera tryoni
Lineage: Eukaryota; Metazoa; Arthropoda; Insecta; Diptera; Tephritidae
Gene: Ctf4
Product: WD repeat and HMG-box DNA-binding protein 1
Exons: 1
Coding region: 57-2846 (929 amino acids)
Biological process (GO): mitotic cell cycle; DNA-templated DNA replication; DNA repair
Cellular component (GO): nuclear replication fork
Molecular function (GO): protein binding; chromatin binding
Source: RefSeq, a predicted model, not a curated record